AUGAAAAGCAAGCCUGACACGUCAUCUUCCGCACCCGCUGUUGUCUCUUUCUUUUCUGUGAUUGCAGUAGGAGUGACUGCAGUCGUUAUCGCUCUAUUAACACUUGUAUAUCCAGAAUCAUUACAACACUUUGUGUCGACGUUUGCAAGCGUGGAGAACAAACCAAACGUGGUAAAUUGUACUGCAGCUGAACAAUAUUUGACUGACGUGCUGCCUGUUAAAGGCUUUCACAUUUUAUGUGUCCAGAAACGUAUUGAUAACAAAUUGGAUAUUACAGCGUUUAAAGAUGGCAAUGCGCCUUCUUUACAGAAUCAAACGUCUUUUGAACAUUUACAGACGCAUUUGGAAGUUCUUCUGGAUAUUCAAAUGCCCGACGAUGAAGUUGCAAGAAAGUACAAGCAACCGUACGCACUUUUCACGCCUGAGGGCAAGAGAUUAAAAAGACUGGACGACGUCGUCAACAAUGUUGUCUUUCUAUUUGAAGGAGGACAAUUUAUCUGGCCGGGUAUUCGUAUUGGACACAAAACUUUGGUCAAGGAUGUAACUGGUAAAGGAGAUGUCGUGGUGGAAACGUUAAGCAUGAUUCCACUGGUUUUUAGUGUGGAGGAAUUUCUUAAAGACGACGAGAUUGACAUUAUUAUGAAUUUAUCACUAGACCAUCUCAAGCCAUCAACGGUGGCACUAUUAGAUGGACAUGAAAAUCGAGCGGCUACGGAUUGGCGAACAAGUACGACGUACUUCUUGUCGUCGAACAAACACCCGAGACUUGGCGAGAUUGAUCAACGGGUUGCUGAUUUGACGAAAGUUCCCAUUGAACAUCAAGAAGAUGUACAGGUGCUGCGCUACGAAAAAACACAGAAAUAUGACCACCACACAGACUAUUUUCCGGCAGAACUUCAUAAAAACUCGCCUGAUGUUUUGAAAUCGAUCGAUUAUGGGUACAGAAAUCGUAUGAUUACCGUGUUUUGGUACAUGUCGGACGUCGCAAAGGGUGGACAAACAAUUUUCCCACGUUUUGGUGGAGCGCCUCGUCCGCAAACGAUGAAAGACUGCACGAAGGGUCUAAAGGUGCCUCCCAAAAAGCGUAAUGUGAUUGUUUUCUACAGUUUGUUGCCUAAUGGAGAUGCGGAUCCGAUGAGUCUUCACGGCGAGGUCGUAAGUAAAACGACAACGAAAGGUUGUAAUGGAGUGAGCAAGGGUAUUUACCAUAUUAACCAGUUAGCACGCUCUUCGUUGCAUCGCUACAGCCGAUCGUGCUACAAAAUUAGUCAGUUUUCUCUUCCAAUGUUCUUGUUUUUCUCAACUAAGAAUUGA
Plasmopara halstedii is the source of this 1314-nucleotide messenger RNA. Its product is annotated as proly 4-hydroxylase. The coding region runs from base 1 to 1314 and encodes 437 amino acids. The transcript has 6 exons. Gene Ontology annotation, cellular component: endoplasmic reticulum. Lineage: Eukaryota; Oomycota; Peronosporomycetes; Peronosporales; Peronosporaceae. The record is from RefSeq and is a predicted model, not a curated record. Gene Ontology annotation, biological process: peptidyl-proline hydroxylation to 4-hydroxy-L-proline. Gene Ontology annotation, molecular function: iron ion binding; L-ascorbic acid binding; procollagen-proline 4-dioxygenase activity.